AUGUCCACCUUCGGCACGAAAUGCGCAGGCCACGAAGGCGCUGGCGUCGUAGUCAAACUCGGCAAGAACGUCACAGACUGGAAGAUCGGCGACCGCGGCGGCGUGAAGCCCCUCUGGGAUGUAUGCCGCAACUGCGAAGAAUGCUGGAACGGGCGAGAGAACUACUGCCAGAAGGGUGUUUACACGGGCCUCAUGGCGGAGGGGACGUAUAUGCAGUAUGUUACCAGUCCGGCGAAGUACACCAGUCGGAUCCCCGAUGGAGUGCCGGAUGAGGUUGCUGGGCCGAUUAUGUGUAGUGCUAGUACGAUGCAUAGGGCGCUCAUUGAUAGUGGGUUGAAGCCCGGGAACUGGGUCGUCUUUCCUGGUGGAGGUGGAGGAGUGGGAAUUCAGGGUGUGCAGCUUGCUAAGGCCAUGGGCAUGCGUCCAAUCGUCGUCGACAGCGGCUCUCAUAAGAAAGACCUCUGCAUGAAGAUGGGUGCGGAGGAGUUCAUCGACUUCAAGGAACAUACCGAUGUCGUGGCCAAGGUCAAGGAAGUCGCCGGUGGUAUUGGUGCGCACGGCGUUCUGGUCACAGCCUACCAGUCUUACAAGGACGCCAUCAACUUCAUCGGCGACCGCAUCGGUGGCACAGUCAUGACCAUCGCUCUCCCUCCAGCUGGCACCAUCGUCCUUGGAACCGAUCCUAAUUUUUUCUCGUUCAAGAAUUUGCGUAUUAUUGGUACAUUGGUUGGCACUAUGCAGGAUACUGCUGCUUGUCUCGAGUACUCGAGGCGUGGUCUGCUGAAGAGCAUCACGCACGCCUUCCACAACAAACACAUCGUGGACUCUGCCAACUCGUACUCUACGCCGCACUCUUACAUCGUGGAUCCAGACGGGUCUUCCAUCCAUACCACCCCAUCUCUGCGCGGCAGCGCCCACGACUCACCCCCCGGCAAAACUGACGUCGACUCGCACUUCCGCUUAGAGCCAGCAUCCACGCGACAGGAGGAGUCGUCCUCAGCCGCGGCCGAAUCCCCACCGCCCUUCUCCUCACACAACUUCCCCGUCCGCUACUUCCCGGCGCCCUCCACCGUUGACCCCUACCGCGCCCUCGUCACCGCCUGCGGAGACACCGAGUCCCUCACCGCGCUAGCGCCUAGUGGGCCUGCACCGCCAUUCGAAGAGAGGGAUAGUGUUGCAACCGCUUCUUCCGUUCUUGCUGAGACUAAGGCUGCGCUACCGAGGGAUACUAAGGAUAGCAAGAAUCUUGACGACGGAGAGCCACCGCCUCCCUAUACCGAAGGUUCCAGUCCGCUAGAGGGAUUCACAUACGUUAUGGCGGCUGCAGGAGGUGCGGCAAGCAUCCUCACGCAGGUGCAGCAGGGAGGGCCAGCACCGCUCAACACCGCUCUUGGCGGAGGAUCUGACGAGAACAUUACGCUCGAGCUACGCGGCACCCGCUUCACACUCUCCCGCGAUGAACUGCUCACCCUCCCCGAAUUCGUCCUCCUCUCGCUCUUCCCGAACGGGCUCCUCCCAGAAGGCCACAUGAAUAGCUACCACGAAGGCGAUGUCUACCCGGUCGACGUAAGCCACCCCCAACAAAUCCACAUCGUCACCCAAGUGGGCAAAGCUCCCACUGUGACCGUCCAACAGAUCCACAGUGUGGCUUGCAAUCCCGAUGUAUAUUUAUCUGACAUGAUUUAUCACGCACAGUAUGAUCCCACCUCGCUUCAAUACAUGCUCGAGUUCUUCCGACAUGUGGCGCAGACGAUUCCGCAGCCGAGCGAUGAACAUGCUGCUCAGCAGUCGAGUCAAGACCCGAUGUCGACGACCAGCACGAUGCCAAUUGAGCCUAUGCCGGGCAAUGCAAGGGAUAUGUUGCAAGAUCGUGCUGGCAUCAUCGUGCUCAGGGAGGAUCUGGACUUUUACGUUAUCCCGCCGACGAAGAAUAUCGAGCAUGCUGAGAUGAUUGAGGUCAAGCGUGCAGCUGGUAAGGCGUUGCUGCGCCAGGAUGGUAUUUUCUCUGGUCUGCGGAAGAGCGAGGAGCCUGGUACGACGGAGCAGCAUCUUAUCGAGAUGUUGACGGCGGGCGGCUUCGAUCAUGCGGACAUCUGGGGCCACCGCGCAGCUGAACCAAACAAAGCUGUUAUCUGUUCGAUCGCCCUCGCACGUCUACGAACAGAUAUCCGUGGCGAGUCAGCGAACAGCAACGCCGUUGGCAUGGCCCAGAAACUCCUACUCUUCUGGCGCAAACCUGCUCGCAGAUGCUGGUGGGAGGGAGUCGAGCUGGACCACGUUGACGGAGUCGAGGGUAAGCUGAAGGUCUGGAUCAGGCGAGUGUGGACUCUGGAGAUGGUAGGUCCACCGCGCGAGAAGUGUGCUGCGUGA
Messenger RNA from Recurvomyces mirabilis, 2370 nucleotides. RefSeq lists its product as uncharacterized. Gene Ontology annotation, cellular component: cytoplasm. The record is from RefSeq and is a predicted model, not a curated record. NCBI's taxonomy places the organism in Eukaryota, Fungi, Ascomycota, Dothideomycetes, Mycosphaerellales, Teratosphaeriaceae. The coding region runs from base 1 to 2370 and encodes 789 amino acids. Gene Ontology annotation, molecular function: alcohol dehydrogenase (NAD+) activity; zinc ion binding. The transcript is spliced from 6 exons.